AUGAAGAAGGUUGAUUUUUACAAAGCGUUGAUUAGUUACAUUCCGAGUGUUUUCAAGGCUUUGGCUGGAUGUGCUCUACUGUUCUUGAUAUUGGUUGUUUAUCAUAGUACUGAUGUACCUGAUUAUACGGCCAAAUCGGUUGCUCAGCAAGUUAAGGGCAAUUUUGUGGGUUCUAAUGGUACUAUGAGUACUAAGUUGCUCAAGGACGUUAUUAUGGGCUCCAAUGGUACUACCUCUACUAACUUGACUAAGAGCGUGGCUUUGAAUGGUCCUAAUCGUACUAAUUUGACCAAGAACAAUCUUGUGGGUUCUAAUGGUACUACUAAUACCAAUUUGAUCAAAGAUCAAAGGACAGCUUCUAAUGGUGCCGUUUUGGCCAAGGUAACCAAGCUCUUUACUCUUAAUAGUACUACAAUAUCAAAUAAGACUAAGCCGUCUGCCAAGCCAGUCCUUUCCAAAUGGGACAAUGGUACCUAUUCAGAGCCAGUAGAAGAAGAUCAUCCAAGAUUGUAUAAUGAAGUACCUUGUGCUGAAGACGUUUUUGUGUCAGAAGAUGUCAAGAGGCUGCCAUUACCACCAAAGUCGAAUGCUUACUUCUUUGUCAUGACUCAUACUAGCAAUCAUGGUACUAGGGUAAGGUGUUCAUAUUGACAGGCUUUAUACUAGGGUGAGGGCUGGUACUAAUGAGUAUUGUACUAGGACAAGCGACUUGUGAUGAUGAGUACUAUACUAGGACAAGUGACUUGUACGGAUGAGUACCAUACUUGAACAAGUGACUUGUGAUGAUGAGUACCAUACUAUUUACAGGGCCAGUAGUACUAUUUGUACUUUUAGUACUUAUAGUACAAUUUAUAAUUUUAGUACCAGUGGUACCAUUUUUGAUUUGCUACCAUUAGUACUAUUUAUGCCUAAAAACAUUCAAAUUAAGAUUUUAUAUUUGGUACCUUUAGUACCAUCUAUACCUAAAAAGAUUCAAAAUACAAUUCCAGGUCCAAGCAGCCAACCGAACCUGGAUGCAGCAUCUCGACUACGUCGAAGUACACACCCAUGUCAAGAUGAACGAAUCAGGUAUACCCUACCGUACCCUAUACACAGGCUUAAAGGAAGAUCGAAGUGAAUUAUGGUGCAAAGUGAAGCGAUCUCUACAGUACGCGUACUUGAAUGUGUCAAAAGAGUUCGACUGGUAUAUUAAGAUUGAUGACGAUACCUAUGUCAUCGCUGAGAAUAUGGACAGGUUCUUAAAGGGAUUGGAUCCAAACAAACCCAUUUACACCGGCCUCAACUUUGGAGCUCUUCUGGUGGGUUGAAGGGUCCCUUUUUAAAUUUAGAGGGGGGGGGGGAUGGUUCGGUAGAGUACGGUGUAGGUGAUAUAGUGACAGAUAGAGCUAAGUAACUUUACAGUAGGUGUAGAAUAAGGCAAAAAUUUGACUACGGUAGGUCAAGGAAGAAAUUAGACUUUGAUUACAUUAGUUCAAGGAAUGGGCUAGAGUCACUACGGUAGGGUUAGGGUAAGGCUUGACUUGAAUUAAGGUAGGGUUAGAAUAAAUCUAGAAUUUGACUACAGUAGGGCCAGGUAAGCACACAGUAUGUCUAUGAUAAGGCUACAAAAUCUCACUACGGUAGGGUUGGGUUUAGAUGACAGAAAAGUCUGAGGGGAGGUAAGGUAGGAUGAGGGUAAAGACAUGGUACAAAUACGGUAGAGUAGACGUUGUUAUAAGAUUACUGUAGCAAUGGUCAGGGUAAAGCUUAUCUUGACGUAGGGUAGGAUAGGGUAGGGUAGGGUAGGGUAGGGUAGGGUAGGGUAGGGUAGGGUAGGGUAGGGUAGGGUAGGGUAGGGUAGUGGUACUUAAUGCUCAUCGUAUUACAGAAAAACGGCUAUAUUUCUGGUGGAUGUACUAUAGUAAGUCGAAAAGCUGUCGAACUGUUGGUUUACCACGUUUUUCCGCGAGUUGAGGAUUCAUGCAAUAAAGUGACACACGACGAUGUAAUGAUAGCUGAGUGGGUUUUUUUACCUAAAAUUUAAUUUUUAAGCUUAAAAUUCGUUUUUAAGCCUAAAAUUCAUUUCUAAGCCUAAAAUUUCAUUUUUAAGCCUAAACUUUAAUUUGAAGCCUAAAAUUUCAUUUUUAAGCCUAAAGUUCAUGUUUAAGUCUAAAAUUUAAUUUUUAAGCCUAAAAUUUCAUUUUUAAGCCUAAAAUUCAUUUUUAAGCUUAAAGUUUAGUUUUAAGCCUAAAAUUUCCUUUUUAAACUUAAAAUUUAUUUUUAAGCCUAAAAUUCAUUUUUAAGCAUAAAUUGGAUUAUUUGCAGACAAUUGGAAAAAGUUGGCGUCUACCCCAUCUCCGGCCGUGAUGCAGAUGACAAAGGACGUUUCCACAUGUUUGUAGCGCUACAAACCUACAACUUUUAUCACUCCCCAAUGAGUUGGUACAAGUUCAACACGAAGCCAGGCUUCCAAGAGUUUUCAAAACAUUCAGUCGCCUUCCACCGCCUAACUGAAAACGAAUUUUACCUAGCCGAUAUCUUCAAUUAUAUCAUCAAGAAAGACUGA
This is a messenger RNA of Bursaphelenchus okinawaensis, 2545 nucleotides long. The record is from the annotation of a GenBank genome assembly. Lineage: Eukaryota; Metazoa; Nematoda; Chromadorea; Rhabditida; Aphelenchoididae.